This is a messenger RNA of Mus pahari (shrew mouse), 614 nucleotides long. Its product is annotated as stefin-1-like. The record is from RefSeq and is a predicted model, not a curated record. Gene Ontology annotation, cellular component: cytosol. Bases 247 to 540 code for a protein of 97 amino acids. Lineage: Eukaryota; Metazoa; Chordata; Mammalia; Rodentia; Muridae. Gene Ontology annotation, molecular function: cysteine-type endopeptidase inhibitor activity. The transcript has 3 exons.
CUGAGUCCUGGGCACACAUGCUUGCUCACGUCCCCCACCACAUUAACCCCCAACUCCAGUCAGCAUUUCUUGUAAGGGAUGCAGCAAGACUUGCCUGAGGCCCCACUCAUUUCCCCAUUCCCUCAGAUAAUGUGGAGAUAAAACACUAGAGGAGGAGUUUACAAAUACCUUUAAAACCCUGAGUCUCAGUGCUUGCUGGAUCAUUUCUUCUCAGUGUUCAAACCAGCAAAGAAGCAACUCAUCAAGAUGAUGUAUGGAGGUGUUUCAGAGGCCAGAUCUGCCACACCAGAAAUCCAGAAGAUUGCUGACAAGGUCAGACCUCAGCUUGAAGCGAAAACCAAUGAGAAAUAUGAAAAAUUCGAAGCCGUUGAGUAUAAAACUCAAACUGUCGCUGGAGAAAAUAUCUUCAUUAAGAUGGAUGUAGGGCAUGAUUGCUUCAUUCACAUAAAAAUCUUCAGUGGACUUACUGGAAAAGAUAAUUACGAACUUCAUGGUUACCAGACUAACAAAACCAGGGAUGAUGAGCUGACCUACUUCUAAGCAGCAAAUUCUGAAGUGAUCUGAUUCCUCUCAUUGGAAAGAGAUUCAGCCAUGAAUAAAGAAACAUUCUGCAA